Messenger RNA from Ciona intestinalis (vase tunicate), 2211 nucleotides. RefSeq lists its product as uncharacterized. The record is from RefSeq and is a predicted model, not a curated record. Lineage: Eukaryota; Metazoa; Chordata; Ascidiacea; Phlebobranchia; Cionidae.
UCGGUGGAUAUUGGCAAUUGUUGUAUAAUGAUUAUCAUUCUUGUAUUUUGAAAUGAAGAGAAGGAAACUCCUUUGCUUUGCACUGUAUUUGAAUAGCGGAGGUGGAAAGUUACAGAUAUUUACAAAAGACCACUGCCUACCAAUCCGGAAUGAGUCAACAUACAGCGCAAGUUGCGCGUUUGUUAUUAUUUUUGAUGAUAUCAUACAAUGAUAUCAUACAAACACCUACUCAAAUAAAUGUUGUUUUAAUUAAUUCAAGGAUUUUUGUAAAUUUGUAAAUAUCAUUACCGCUGCCUGUGAAGUUACACAAUGAAAGAAUCUACAGAAGCAUAUGACGUCACGAUGACGAGUGCUGUUGAUGACGUCAUUUUACCGAAAACUAGACAAGUCAGUUUUAUUAUUCCGUUGACAAUCGAAUGCAUUAUAGUGACAUGUUGUUCAUGGUUAGCUGUAGCGUUGAUCAUUCAUGGAGUCAAAACUAACAGAUUCAAACGUCAAAGUGGAAACGAUCUUAACGGUGGCAUUGUCUACAACUUGACUGUUGUCUCUGCUCUAACUCUAUUGGGACGAUGCUGUUGUUCCAUCAUCGCUAUUACACUCCCUCCUUAUAGACCAGGGUUUGACGAAGAAUGUGAAAGAGCCGUCGACGCUGUUGUUGUCUUUUAUUUGAUUGCUUUGGUACCAGUGUACUUGCUGCUAUGGUUCCGGCAAAGGUCAAUAUACGCCCAUCCACUUAUGUCAAGCUCUCGCAACAAAUUCAUUAUUUUGCUAAGUUGGUCAAGCAUCGUGUUUUUGCUCGGGGCUGGCUUGUCGACAGUGUUAGCGUCUACUAUUCCCAAAUUUCAAAAAUCGAAUUAUUUUGGCUGCGAAAACAUUAGCCGGGAUUGGACAAACACAGCUGGUGCAGUGAUAGCAACAUUCGGUCAGCUGAUGCUCUUGUUUCUUUUUAUUAUUCCACUUAGACGUAAUCUUCAAAACUGUUGGUCAUUUUUUUUCUGUUAUAAAGCUCAAAUAAAUUCGGAAUCCAGGACUGGUAGUUCCUUGCAAGUAGUAAAAGUCAACGAUAAUAAUUCAAUACAUGGGUUUAUUGGCACCAGCAGCUGUACGAUCGUCUCAACUCAUGUUGAAAUAAAGUCUUCUACAAAUGUUCCGAUUAACAAAAAGAUUCUUCGCAUCAUACAACGCUCGACAGUCCUGGCUACAAUUUGCAUCUUAACAGACAUUACUGCGAUGGUUCUUACCACCUACGCACUUCCAAACGACAGCACCCGAAACUACGCAUAUAGCAUUUAUGACGUCGCUCUUUUUUCCAACGUCAUCUGCAUUAUCUUGUCCUUCGAAAAUUAUAACACAAUGAUAUUCCCUUGCGCAAUCGAAGACGCAACAUCAAAAGAGCACUUUUCACCCAGCGUUAACAUUACCACUGUUGUAUGAAAUAAUUGAAUACUUUGGACUUACAGCAUUAAGUAUUCAGGUUUAACAAAGUGUUCAGGUUCCAAGUAAAACACAAAGUAAGACGUUCCAGUUUAUUAUUAUUAUCUAUGAGCAUUUACGUAAACAUAAACUGUACAAGUAAAGCGUCCUUGCUCAAACAUUCCCAUACGUUACCCAUAGUAUAGCAUAGCACAACUUAGCUAUGCUGUGCUGCCUUGCAUUUCUACGUUUGUGAUUUCUUUGACAAAAUUAUAAACCUUUUUUUAUUAAGUCUUUUGACUUGCGAUAUUGGUUUAGUUUUCAUAGUUUCAGUAUUCCGUAGACUUCCCACGAGUUAAUCUACUAAUUUGUUUAACCCGCCAGGCAACGUCGCCUGGGAUUAUAGUGGGGCAAUUCCAUAUUUAACUGAAACAACAGGCAGAAACAAAUUUCGGGGGGGGAAUCUGACGAUUUUCUGACGUCACUUUCUCUUCUCAAUUUUCAGCAGCUUCCCACCAAAAACAGAUCAACCAGGCGAUUUUACACUUGUGUAUAGACCCUUAGUUGGCCGAUACAUAAAUUUCGGCCCACACUUUCUACAUAUUUGUUUAAAAAAACGAGGUAAACAAGGCAAGUAACGUCUGUUUAGCAAUGCUGAGUAGAAAUUAUCCAUACAGUAGUAGCAGUACCACCAUCGUCGUUAUAUGAACGUAACUUUCGUGUUGGUGUGCGUAGCUCGUUUGUGAUGCACUUUCUGUAACGAAAUUUAGAAGACAAUUAUCAGUGGCGUAUUAAAUU